Molecule: messenger RNA, 4333 nt
Organism: Leptonychotes weddellii (Weddell seal)
Lineage: Eukaryota; Metazoa; Chordata; Mammalia; Carnivora; Phocidae
Source: RefSeq, a predicted model, not a curated record
CGCCCCUUCGUUCCCGGAAGUGGAGGGAGCGGCGUUGCCAUGGCGGCGUCUCUGGGACAGGUGCUGGCUCUGGUGCUGGUGGCCGCCUUGUGGGGUGGCACACAGCCGCUGCUGAAGCGGGCCUCCUCCCGCCUGCAGCAGGUUCAUGAGCGGACCUGGGCCCGGCAGUUGCUGCAGGAGAUGAAGACCCUCUUCUUGGAUACUGAGUACAUGAUGCCCUUUUUCCUCAACCAGUGUGGCUCCCUUCUCUACUACCUCACCCUGGCAUCAACAGAUCUGACCCUAGCUGUGCCCAUCAGUAACUCUCUGGCCAUCGUCUUCACACUGAUUGUCGGGAAGGUCCUCGGAGAAGAUAUUGGUGGAAAAGGCACAGAGCCUCGUCCACCAUCUGCGCUGCCCUCUGGAGGAGGCGGAAGGCCGUACAGAACAGAGCAUUAGUGUCCCUUGUCGCCUCCAGCCCUCAGCUGAAGUUUCUGACCACAGGAAAGGAAGAGACUUUACAAAUUUGGCUCUGCCCUCUCAUUUAACAAGGCCAAGCUUGAAUGCCCCUGGUGCCUGUGGGAGCUGGGGAGAGAUGCCAUCCGUCUUCACAGCCUGCAUCCUCCCUCCCGGCUCCCUCUUCCCAUCAGGCUGCCUUAUCCGGGGACAGAGCCGCUGGUGCCUGGCACUCAAGAGGCCCAGUGAAGCCAGGCCGUGUCCUCCGACCCCCACCCAGUGCUCGCUGGCUCAUCUCUUGGGAAGGCUCAGGCCUGGGAUCAGCUGGGGAGCUGGACCCCGCUACGCCAAAGAGGCCAGUUCUCUCCCCCAGCGGCCCGCUCGGCCAGCAGAGUCCGCAGGUGUUCGUUGAGCCAGGCUGAGCUGUCUCUAGCUUCUGGUCUGGCCCUUGCCACUCAAGACCUGUGUCCCCCUGAGCAGCUGACUUCACUCUGGGGAACCUGAGUGCCUCCUCUGGGAAAUGGGAAAUGGUAACCUGUGUUCCACAAGAGGAUGCAGUGCGAUGUGGAGAGAGCCUGAGCUGGAAGAGAGGCCAGCCAGUCACCCCCCUCCUUGCCUGCCUCCCAUGGCCUCCCCCGUCACCUACCCGCGGCUUGUGGGGCUUAGACUUUGGGUCUGGGGGGUGCCUGCAAUGAAAACAAAGGGUUUAUAGCAAGUAGGCAGAGCAGGCAUGGGAUCAGGGUGGUUUCCUCUGCUCUACCCUGCCGCCUCGCCACCUGACCCGUCCGUACCAGCAGCCCCUGGGCGGUGAGGGGCUGGGCACCAGCAGCUCCACAUAAGGGAGGGCCUGGAACUCCUCCUCUCCGACCGCCACAUAAUAAUGGCCGUUCACCAGAGCCUCUCUUGCUGACAGUGGGAGCCCCUCCAGGCUGCAGAGUCUGGGAGAGAAAGGUAGGUGGUAAAGGCCAGCGGACAAGAUGCCUCUUCACACUCGGCAGACUAUGACGGGGUACGCGCUGGCCGCUGACCCUCCGAGCACCUGGGCCAGUCACCUCGGCUCUGCCCUGGCUCCAGGGGCUCAGCUGCGGGGGCCUCUCCCUGUGGCGUAGAAGGAAGUCCCAUUUGGGGAGACGUGCUUUCCUUUCACCUUGUUGUCCGCUAGGACAGCCGGGACCGGCAGGGAGGCUCCCUCCCCGGGGCCCACACUCACUUGCACACAGCCCCAGCCUGCAGUUUGGCCUUCUCAGUCAGGAGCUUCAGCACGGUUUCCCAGUCCUCGCCAGCAGCCUGGGACAGCUUCAGGCUAAAUGGCGGACUUACCAGGUCCCCAUUCCUGAACACACUGGGACAAAGAGCAGCCUGGUAAGGAGAGGGGUCCCCAGAAUGCCCCACACGUGAGAGGAAGAAGGGCAGCACGGGGCCGGAAGAUGGUCUACAAACCAGGGCACUGGUCCGUUUUCACCCAUCAGGCCUGUUGGGACCAGGGGCUCUGGAAACAAACCCACCCACAUUUUCUUGGUCUCACUGAAACAAAAUCUAUGCUCCUGCUCCCCGACAUCGGCACUCACUGGAUGUAGCAGGGGGAACCUGCAGGUGGUCGCGGUCCAAGGGUCCUGUCACCUGGGUGGUGAGUCACAGGAGGACCCUGAAACCCAAGGCAGGCCCUCAGAUCAGGAGAGAGUUGAGGACUUUGGCUAGGGGUGGGUCAGUCCAAGGUGGGUAGGGUGAGUGAAGGAGGGGGCAAGGAGGGAUGGGAUGGGUCACACCUUUCACCAAAGGAACAUUCUACCUCCCCGUAGUCACAUUCCAACCACUACCUUGCCCCCGUGUGUUUUACAGGUUCCUCUUUCCAUUGGGGACCACAACCUGGUGAUAAAGGCUGGGCGAGGAGUAAGGCAUAGUCUUGAAACCCUGUACCCCAGGAAGGGUAGCAGCUGGCUCCAGAGUGGAUGUGGAGAGUAGCCCCCAGGGACCUGACAGAUCCUGUUAUUUCCAGAGCCCCUGAUUUCCCAGAUGAAACUGGGGGCAAUCCCAAUAGGGGUGAGAAGACAGGGCUGGAGGCCAGCCUCCCCCAGGACUCACUGGUAGUCUGCUGCCCUUCCCACCUGGAUCCUUCCGUCUGGGGGAUAAAUAGCUGAAAGGACAGAUGGGUCACAAGUCAUCUUGGGAAGCCUGAGACCUCAACACCCUGGUAGCUGCCAGAGUGAGGGUCUAGGGCUACAGCUUACCAGGGAUCCAUCCCCACCGGGACAGUCUCAAGACAUCUGUGCAGAAACAGACGCUGGCCCUUGAACCUACCCUAGGGCCCAGCGUCAGGCUGACCAUCUGGACUGGGGGCUCAGACACAAACCAUUAAAGGUCAAGAGAAACUAGUUCAUUAAGCGUCAUACUCUAUCUCAGAAAUUUUCUCAUUCACGAGCUUUCAUCUCAUUUUCUGUGACAGAGAAAGUUACGUGACCUACAGUAACACGGAAGUAAGUGACAGCCCAGAUUCUAAGUCUGUCUGGCUUCCCACCCCUUGCUCCUUACGCUACCAUAAGCAACCCCAGGGGACAGCUGAGUAGCACCUAGAAGUCAGAUCUGAGUUGGGAGCUCAGAUAUUUAAAUUCUUCUCCCAUCUUGGAAGGCAUGGCCCCACCCUACAAAUGGGGAUGACCCCAGCCCGUGGAGAGCACAGGAUGCCUAAUCACAGCAGGGAGGAAGCGAUGGAUGGAUUUAGCAUUUGGUGAUGGUGGUGGUAGCGGAUCCAAUCAAGAAGAGCCUUUGGAAAAAGGGGCUCCAGCUGCUUGAGAACGUUCUCCUCGAAGCCUGGUCCUGACUGUGAUGGGCAUGAACAUCAGUGUCAUACUUGGCCUAGGGCUGUGGCUUCGCUGUUUGUAACCUGCGUACUCUGAGGCAUCUGAAGAGCGGGGAGAAGACCCCCCCUGCGUCGGGCUGCUGUAUCCCAGAAGAGAACACACACGCACAGCAAGCACUGAACACGAAUACUAUCGCUCUUGCAGGUCCCUCCCUCCCGCGGCUCUAACCAGCCCCGGCCCACUCACUGCAGCUUGCGGAAUCUUUCGAAGCCAGCAGCCACAUACUGCCCUCCAUUCUGCAAGUCGGCCAGGUCUGUGACAGGGUGGCCACCACGAGGCGUAUAGAGGGCCCGCACAGCCACUGGGGCCUGCACAGUCGAGGUCACCUCACGGAGGAAGGUCUCCAGGGUGGGGAAGCGGCGUUGGCUCACCACCAGCUGGCGGCCUGGGGAGAAGGGGUCCCCGUUCCGGUAUACCACCACCCUCUUGGCUGCUGGAUUGCCACCACCGGCCAUCGUGUGUCCUCAGCGAGAGACGCAGAGCCGUUGCCAGGCAACUAAGGCAGGCUGGGAGCAGGGCCGGUCAGAGGUGGAGUCCUGCCCCCUCACCAAGGAAGGUGGGAGAGACUGCAGGGCCUUCAGGGUCUCAUCCAGCCGACCCUUGGUGGGGCCUCGUGAGAGUUGGGCGGGUCUGAUCACUAUCCUGGAAGGAAGACCCUGGGCCUCAGUGAGAGAGAGGCAGUGGUGGGGAACACACCGAAGCACAGAUGUUCUAAUACUGGAGAGAGGGAAGAAUCCGCAGAGGCUCCCUGCCACCGUGCAGCCCAAGGGCUGAGCUCAAAAGACGAUCAGCUUUGGGGACUGCUCCCAAGGAUGGCCCAUCUGCUCCUGGACUGUGGCUCCCAGCCAGCCCUGGGGAAGGUGCCCCAUGCCAGCAGGAAAGGAACAGGAGGGCCCAGUGUCUAUCCUGGACAGAGGCAGAAGAUGAAUGCAACCACGUGCAGAAUCCAUGAAAAAUGUUUAUUCUCCAUCAGGCUCCCCACUAUACUUAUCCCAGGAAACUCCCUAUCCCAAAAUUUGGAUUAAACCACAGGCAGAGGA